AUGUAUUUAAUUAAAACGGUUCUAAUAUUGCUACCAUUCAUGAUAGAAACUAGUAGUGUUCAAAUCUAAGCAGAUGAAGCAAAAGGUCAAGUUUAUAACUGUGCAAAUAUUGAACUAACUGGAUUAAUUGGAGGUGAUCCAUUACCAAUCGAUGCAAGCAAAGAACGAUAUAUAACAUUUGAAGGCGAUGUAAGGUUUUCUCAUAAAACACAUAAACAAACAAUGGAUAGUUUAAAAGAAGGGAAGGAUUAUUUUGGAACAAACUCUAUUCAUUAUAGUUCAGUUUAAAAUGGAAUAUAUAUUUUUGUUAUUGAGAAAUCUCAAGAGAAUAUUAUAUAAACCUAUAUUAAGACAACUUUGAAGAGAAGUUAUAAAGUUGCUCAGAUUCCUUAGGUUUUCUAUUUAAAGACAAUUAUAGAAGGAGAGAAAAAAUAUGCUAUUCAUUAAAUAACAAUGAGUGAUAAAAAAGAAAUGAAAAGAGAAUUAUUUAAAGAAGAGAAAGAAACAAUGCAAUCAGUAAUAUUUUGAAUUUAUAAGAGUUCACUGGUUUACAAUUUUCAAAGAAAUUUGUAAACAUUGUUUUUGCUACUUUAGAGACUGGUACUAUUUAAGAUUUUACAGCUGAUGAAAGUUUUCUUUCAGGAGUGAAAACUAUAUUAGAUGAAAUUUAAAAUGGAAGUAAUAAGAAAAUACUAUUCCUUAGAAAAAUGUGAAGAAUUCUUUUGCAAACCUCCAACAUUAGAAUAAUUAGGAAAAUUAUUAUCUGACUUACCUGCUAAUAAAAUUUAAUGCUCUAAAAAAUAAUGUACUUAUUCUGAAGGAAGUGAAUAAAAACUAUUAUUUACAAAAAGUAAAACGUACUUUUGUAUUUUUUAAUAGUACCAUUUCUUUAAACUGAUAAAAAUUUCAGAUAUCUAGAUAAACCUAAUAAUGGUAUGCUUAUUACAACUAUCUUACCAAAAAAUUAAAAAUUUGUCUCUAUAACAGCUUAAUUAGCAUUGAAAUGUAAUGUACAGGAUUAUGAUUUUCAUUCAAAUGGAUAUAGUGGUGCAUUUUAAGCUGUUCGUAUAGGUAAAUCAAAACUGUAUAGUGCUUUAAUUAUUGAACCUACAAGUAGUGGAAUCAAAAGGAAAUUUAGAUCAUAAACUCCAGAAAGUAUGAUUAUUAAAUAAAAUUAAUAGUGUAUGAUGAAUUAAAUGGUAUUUAGAAUGUGAAAACAAUUUAUUACUUUAUGAUCAUUACCAAUAAAGGUCCAGAAGAACUUUUCAAUUAAAUAAUUUCUAUUGUAGAUAAAGCUAAGGAGUCUGAUCAAAAGAAAUAUUCAUGUACUCCAAUUCCAAAAGAUACAGAGGCUUCAUUUGUAUAAUUACAUUAAAAUUUGGAUGAUAUUAAUUAAGAAGAUCAAGAAUUAGAUUCUAAUGAAUAUGAUUAUAUAGAAUAUGAUAAUGAAUACGAAGAAUUAUCAGAAGAUAUUGAUUCAUUAAAUUACUUUGAAGAAAGUUAUGAAGAAUUAAAUAAUCAAUAAAAUAUAGAGAUGGCGAAUAUUCCUAAAAGUAAAUUAAUUUAAAAUAAUAUAGAUGGAGCAAUUGAAAAUGAUGAAAUAAAAUAAGAAUAGCUAUGA
Molecule: messenger RNA, 1621 nt
Organism: Paramecium pentaurelia
Lineage: Eukaryota; Ciliophora; Oligohymenophorea; Peniculida; Parameciidae
Source: the annotation of a GenBank genome assembly